UCGCAUGACCGAAGACGAUUUUUAAAUAAUUCUGUUGACAGGUCCGUAGCAACACAACGCUGCAAAAACAGUAAUCGAUAGACAAACAAAUACGUAAGAAUGUGAAUCCGUGUUCGCAUAACGAAGAUUUUCUAACCUCUCUGAUACAGGAUCAACAGUAUAAACAACGCCAGAAGCUGUAGUACCAUCCACAGUUAAAAUGUCCACUUCCAUACCAAGGUAACUCUUAAACAACAAAGGAUAAUUUUUGUAAAUGUUGUGAGACCAAUCUGAAUUUUCUUCCAUAUUGUGCAUAAAAUUUUCGACGCGAAGAUUAUAAAACGCGAAAUGGGUUUGAAUCAUAUAUAAUAUUCCCGUUGUUAAACUGGUGUCACUAUCAGAGUUUUGUCAGGCGAAUGGUUUGCCGCAAACCUAAAUCGCAACAUAACCUCAAGGGAAGUUAAUCUUGACGGUUUUGUUUAUAAAUGAACAGUUACUUGUAAAAUACAUUACAAUAAAACUGACGAUGGAAAAGUAAACAAUAAUGCAGUGAUUGUAUUGUUAAUUUAUAUUGUUACAUAAUUUAAAAAUGGUUGUGUACGGUGUAUAUAUCGUGUCGAAAUCGGGCGGAUUGAUUUUUAAUCACGAUCAUAAUGUUCCUCGAAUUGAAAAUGAAAAGACAUUCAAUUAUCCUCUGGAUAUCAAACUAAGUUACGAAAACAAGAAGAUUGUUGUUUCGUUUGGCCAGAAGGACGGAAUCAACGUGGGUCAUGUUUUAUCGGCAGUAAACGGCAGUCCAAUAGUAGGAAGGGAACUAGAAAAUGGAAAAGAUGUAUUUGAAAUGCUUGAGCAACCAGAAAAUUUUCCUCUGAUUCUUAAAUUUAGUCGUGCCAGGAUGACAACAAACGAAAAAAUAUUCUUGGCAUCCAUGUUUUAUCCUCUGUUUGCGAUUGCCAGUCAGUUGAGCCCAGAACCACGAUGUUCUGGAAUUGAAAUUUUGGAGGCUGAUACAUUCCGACUACAUUGUUACCAAACAUUAACUGGAAUUAAAUUCAUUGUUGUAGCAGAGCCUACGCAAAGUGGAAUAGAAAUUUUAUUGAAAAGGGUAUACGAAUUAUAUGCAGAUUAUGCUUUAAAAAAUCCUUUUUAUUCGUUGGAAAUGCCAAUCAGAUGCGAGUUGUUUGAAUCUAAUUUGCAAACUUUAUUAGAGAAUGUUGAAAAAUCUGGUUCUGGCAACGUUUGAUCAAUUAUGGUGUUAUCAAUAAAA
This is a messenger RNA of Colletes gigas, 1246 nucleotides long. RefSeq names its product trafficking protein particle complex subunit 4 (gene Trs23). The record is from RefSeq and is a predicted model, not a curated record. Lineage: Eukaryota; Metazoa; Arthropoda; Insecta; Hymenoptera; Colletidae. Gene Ontology annotation, cellular component: TRAPP complex. The coding region runs from base 569 to 1222 and encodes 217 amino acids. The transcript is spliced from 2 exons. Gene Ontology annotation, biological process: endoplasmic reticulum to Golgi vesicle-mediated transport.